CUGUAAAUUGUUUUCAAUUUUUUUAUGGCAAAGAACGCUGACAAUGUCAGGCUACGAUGUCGAUGACUACGACGUCGCUACCAAAAAGUUGCUUAGCAACCACAAUGGCAAAACAUAAAUAUUGGAAGGUAACAAAUAAUAAACAGCCGAAAUUUCUUUUAAUCAAUUGAAAAUCAACUUGCUACUACAUCUAUUUAACAUUUACUACAACUAUUAAAUAUUUUGGAAUGAUAUGUUGCGAAACGCCAAUACCGCCACCAUUCUCUGCGAAGAACAAUCAAAAUUUAUCCUGGAUCGAAUCAGUACCGUCGAGAAACACUUCAGUGAGCUCUGUGGAGCCUUUGCUGAGUUCACCCGCAAAGUGGCCCGCCUGAGAGAUAAAUCAGACGAAUUGGCGCACGCUACCCAGGAUUAUUCCUUAUCAGAAAAGUACAACAAAUCUCUCGCUACCGGACUGUCCAGCCUUUCGAAAGCAAUUACGCUCAUUGGUGAUUUCCAGGACCUCGAAGUAAAACGGCUCGAGAACCGCAUCGUUUCCGAACUGUCCCAGUACGAAGUGGUGUGCAAGCAAAGCAAGGAAAACGUGAAGGAUGCCAUCAUGGUGCGGGACAAGGAGCUGGCCAAACGGAAACAGUUGGAUCAAGCUAGGGCGCGCAAUGCUAGGGGCAAAAAAACGACCAAGGAUGCGGAAUUGAUCAAGUCCAACCUGGAGGUGACGAAGAGUUUGAAGGAAAUGGAAGAGAUUGCUGAAAAGUUCGAGAGGCAAAAGUUGGCCGGAGUGAAGGGCUUGCUGUUGGAUUUUGUGAUGAUAGAACUGAAGUUCCAUACCAAUGCGGUGGAGGUGCUGUCCGCAACAUAUCAGGACAUUUCCGACAUUGACGAGAACAAAGAUUAUCAGGGAGUACACAAAGAGAUCAGAAGACAAAACAGGCAAUUCAAAAAGUUUCUUCAACAAGAUGAGCUUUCCGAACGAUACUUCCUGCAACGCAUAAAAUCACAAUCGAUGGGAGCGUUAAGUUCGAUGUUUGCAGCCACUACCAGCAGUGGAAAUCGAAAGAACAAGAGCCUAAGUUCGACCUCCCUGAACUCCUCGCAAGAACAGGAUCCCACGCCGGAGGCAAACCAGCUUGAAACGGCAGAGCCUUCAUAUCUACUAGCAGCAAAGCGGAAGGGUCACCAUUACGGCUCUACUGUCGAUGCGGCUAGACGAUCGGUCGAAUCUUUGGAUUCUUUAAAACGAGAACUAUCGGAAGAUUCCAAAACAACCACUGAAGAUAGCGAUGAGGAGGAUAGCGACGAUGAUGAAACCGAUACUGCAACGGAUUUUGAGGAGCAUGCUGCCAGAAAAGAAACGACAAAAGCGGCUAAGGUUGAAUCUAAGUUUACCAUCAUUAAGCUUAAAGAUCGUAACAAUUAAUCACUUCCCUGUUGGGCACUCAUUUGUGUCGGUACCAUCACCAGAGGUGCGCACCCCAGUAAUAAUUUCGUUCAAACAUAUUUUUUUCUCACAAGUUGGCUAGGACUUUUAAAAUGCGCAUUUCCUAAUACAAUGCAAUGAUGAUGUAUAAAGCUCAGUACAUUUCAUCAGUAGUAAAAAAACUAGAUUGGUUUUAAAAUUCGCUCUAAUUAAGCAAGAAAAAGUACAUAUUAUAUAUGUUAUGAAAGUAAUCCAAGGUAUAAGAAUUUGUUGUUAAUAUCGGGUAAACGCGUAAAAAAAUCUAAACUAUUGUGCGGAACUCAUGUGUCACCAAUCCACCUCCAUUUACGCUCUUGAAUUUCUGUUGCUAUCAGUUUUUGAGAGCAUCGUCGAUGGAGCUCAGCAUUCGAGAUCCAGUUGCGAGGCCAACAGGCCCGCAGGCAUCUGCUGAUGCACACCAAGUAUCACUGACAUACAACACAUAUUUCAGAGUUGAAUAUUAGAAUUUUGGUUCGUUAAUCAAUCUAAUUGAAUCCCCAGAUAUCUCGUAACUCGUAAGUGUAAGCUUGUAAAAGCAGCUUUAGCCUUCUUGAUACGUGCUUCUAUGUCGAUCUUAGUUCCGCCGUCUGACGCUGAUGUUUGCUCAGCUAACGUAAAGUUGGGAGGGAUUGUUCGAGUUGACAUCCAACAAUUUGAGCUUGCUUACGUUGAGGGUGAGACCCGUCUGCAUAUCAUCAUCAGCCAAAUUGAAGUCGUUCUGAUGCUCCAUAGUAAAGGCUGCCAGAAGAACCCAUAGUUUGGUACACGAUUGAUCGCAUCCGCAUUGUUUUAUACAGCUGCCCCACAUAAAUGCUGCGCCUAUUUUUUAGGGCUAGGAUGGGUCGGAAUGUUCCAACGCUGUUCUUCUUUUUGACCAAUACAGUGAGCGGCGUCACAAAUCUGGAUGGGAAUCGUCCGGCUAAUGAUUCCUACAUAACCAGGUUGAGAUCACAAUGGAUUAUGCCGAAAGUAUGAUGGUAUAAUUCCCUCGGAAUCCCGCCGGGCCUGAUGAAGAUUUCUUGGCACGCUCGUUUGGAUAGAGGGGAGAUUUUUGUUCUAGUGAUUUUUUCUUCCAUACAUGCUUCGAUGAUUUCGUUAUCGUUCUGCAUUUCGCCACCGGCAGCAGAAUUCCUCAAUGUUUAUUGUUAGGCGGUGGAGCGGCAGUGAUCAAAAGACUCUUUCUGGUGCUCUUUCAAAAUUUGGGAAACAGACUCGCAUGGUGAGACAUGAUCAACCAUUGACCGAUCCACUGCGUGUUACAGAUCACAUUGUCGCAUACAUAUUGUCGCACGGCAGAGAAAGCUGCUCGUUUUCAAUCUCCUGGAGGAAAAGAAUAUCGGUUUCAAACGUGCGUAUAACCAUACGCAGAGCAUCCAAUUUAGUUGUGUUGGUUAUGUUGUUGAUAUUGAUCGUGGCGAUGUUGUCGCUUGCGAUAUCCAAUAGUGUGUUGAAACUUGAUGCAGCGAUGCUCCUUCGUCGUUGUGCGCUAUUUCGAUUGAGCUUCUGUUGGUGAUAGGGUAGGACGGGACAAAAUGAGCACCCUAAAGAUGAUGCUUAAUACCUUCUUAGCAAGCAUGGUUUUCUAUAUUACGAUUAAAAGGACAGACUUUUUUUGUUGCAUAUUAUCUAACAUCUAGAUUACUACUGCUACUACGCGAAUUUAAAAAAAGAACGAUUAUCCCGAUAAAUGUGACUUUACUAAAACUCUGUUUUUGACUGUAAUUGUAAUUUAAUUGUAAUUGUAAUUAAGGAAG
This is a messenger RNA of Armigeres subalbatus, 3210 nucleotides long. RefSeq names its product CBY1-interacting BAR domain-containing protein homolog (gene Fam92). The transcript is spliced from 4 exons. The record is from RefSeq and is a predicted model, not a curated record. Gene Ontology annotation, biological process: cilium assembly. The coding region runs from base 233 to 1417 and encodes 394 amino acids. Lineage: Eukaryota; Metazoa; Arthropoda; Insecta; Diptera; Culicidae. Gene Ontology annotation, cellular component: ciliary basal body; ciliary transition zone.